AUGUCUCCAACGUCCUCCCCCUCCCCCUCCGUCCCCUCAACUCGUUCUUCAUCCCCAGCCAAAGGAGAAGAAAUGCGUCUGGCACCCGUGUCGAGAAUCCUCACACAUAAAGAACGAAAAACUAGGAAACGACGUAAUACUUUUAUAUUCUUUCUAGGAGGACUUUUUGGUUUGGUAGUGGCGGGGUUUUUUGCCGGCAGAAAUGAUUUAAUUGAGUUACCGGAAAUGUUGGAAGGGAUUACCAUGGAUAGUUUGAUGGAUGUAUUGCCGGCAGGCUUUGUGAAGGAUGCGAGGGAUUUGGCUAAGGGAGAACGGGAAGCUGUGAAUUAUGAUUCAUUCUCUGUGGGAUUAUAUCUCAAGGCACAGGGAAUCCGUGCAAAUCAUUCGGUUAUUAUGGUCCCGGGUGUCAUAUCGACGGGAUUAGAGUCCUGGGGUACGACGAAUGCUUCACGACCUUUCUUUCGCAAAAGAUUAUGGGGAAGUUGGAGUAUGAUGAGAGCAUUGGUUGCGGAUAAAGAUGAAUGGAAACGACAUAUCAUGCUAGACAAACGUACGGGAUUAGAUCCACCAGGGGUCAAAUUGAGAGCCGCGCAAGGAUUCGAUGCCGCCGAUUUCUUCAUAACGGGAUAUUGGAUUUGGAGUAAAAUAUUGGAGAAUUUGGCCAGCAUUGGUUAUGAUCCUACGAAUAGUUAUACGGCGGCUUAUGAUUGGAGAUUGUCGUAUGCAAAUUUGGAAGUUAGAGAUCAAUACUUUACAAGACUAAAGACGCAUAUCGAAAUGGCAAAAAAAAUUUCAAAUAAGAAGGUCGUGUUGGUCUCACAUUCUAUGGGUGGUCAGGUGCUAUUUUAUUUCAUGCAUUGGGUAGCAUCUUCAAGUGGUGGGAAUGGUGGAGAUGAUUGGGUUGAUAAGCAUGUUGAUUCUUGGAUUAAUAUUAGUGGAUGUAUGCUUGGAGCUCUCAAAGGAUUGCCUGCAGUACUAUCGGGGGAAAUGAAGGAUACAGCUCAACUCAACGCGUUUGCAGUUUAUGGCCUGGAAAAAUUUCUUAACAAAGAAGAGCGAGCAGAACUCUUCCGAGCCAUGCCGGGAAUCUCCUCUAUGUUGCCCAUAGGAGGUGACGCCGUCUGGGGUAAUGCGACCUGGGCACCAGAUGACACCCCGGGUCAAGAAGUCAGCUAUGGACAAUUUUUGAAUUUUAAAAACCAAAAUACUUCAACGGGAUAUCGCAAUCUCACAGUAUCACAGUCUUUAGAAUAUUUGUAUAAUACCACAGAAGAUUGGUAUCAUAAGGCAGUUGAGGGUAGCUAUUCACAUGGUGUAGCUCAUACUACUGCUGAAGUAGAAGCAAAUGAGAGUGAUCCAACGAAAUGGAUUAACCCGCUUGAGACAAGAUUACCUCUUGCACCAAAUUUGAAAAUCUAUUGUUUCUAUGGAAUUGGCAAGCCAACCGAGCGCUCCUAUUUCUACCGACAUUCAGAUAACCCCCUUUCAUCCCUCAACAUCACAAUAGAUACCGGCUUAACACAAGCUAACAUAGAUCACGGAGUCAUUCUCGGUGAAGGUGACGGAACUGUCAAUUUACUGAGCGUUGGUUAUAUGUGUAACCGCGGUUGGAAAUAUCAUCGUUAUAACCCUGCAGGUGUAAAAGUUAAAACCUACGAGAUGCCCCAUGAACCGGAUAGAUUCAGUCCUCGUGGAGGCCCAACUACAGGAGAUCAUGUGGAUAUCUUGGGAAGACACAGUUUAAAUGAUUUAAUACUAAGGGUAGCGGCGGGUAGAGGUGAAGAAAUACAAGAGAUGGUUGUUAGUAGGAUUGCUGAGUAUGCAAAGAAUGUUAAGAUUGAGGAGGAAGACAAGUAUAAGGUGGCAGGAGAUGAUGAAAAUAAGGAGGACGCAAGACGAGGAAGGAUGACGGGAUAA
This is a messenger RNA of Sclerotinia sclerotiorum 1980 UF-70, 1917 nucleotides long. RefSeq lists its product as hypothetical. Gene Ontology annotation, cellular component: cytoplasm; perinuclear endoplasmic reticulum. Lineage: Eukaryota; Fungi; Ascomycota; Leotiomycetes; Helotiales; Sclerotiniaceae. The transcript has 3 exons. Gene Ontology annotation, biological process: triglyceride biosynthetic process; lipid storage. Gene Ontology annotation, molecular function: phospholipid:diacylglycerol acyltransferase activity. The coding region runs from base 1 to 1917 and encodes 638 amino acids. The record is from RefSeq and is a predicted model, not a curated record.